AUGGCUUGGGGAGGUGAACCUAUCGGCAAUAUGAAGCAUGUUGAGGAUGACGUCUCGAGGUCCAAGGAGGAGAUUUGCUCUCUAUGGGGGUUGUAUCAGAACCCUCGGCCGUACAAUAUUUUGUGGAACGGCGAACUAAAACGGGCCCUAAUUAUUGACUUCCAUUGUUCUGAAUUGGAUCCACGACCGGUGGAAAAGCGGCCAGUGAAAAAGCGGCCGAGUUAUCGUCGAAGUUUAACCGUGGGACAGAGGCUCCGGGGCCGAAACGACUUCAUGCGGUCUACAAAUGAUGACAAUGGGGAACAUAGGGAUUGA
Aspergillus tanneri is the source of this 315-nucleotide messenger RNA. RefSeq lists its product as uncharacterized. The record is from RefSeq and is a predicted model, not a curated record. Bases 1 to 315 code for a protein of 104 amino acids. The transcript has a single exon. Lineage: Eukaryota; Fungi; Ascomycota; Eurotiomycetes; Eurotiales; Aspergillaceae.